GUGACGUCAGAGCAGGAAGUGUUUGAGGAAGUCGCUGGUUUAAGAUUCCAACAUUUUAAUGUCUUCAGGGGGGUGUCAGAGCCCCCAGCUUUGCCACCCCAGCCCCUGUCUCCCCCGCCCCCGGGAGCCUGUCCCCUGUCCCGCGUCCCCGCCGACAGAAUUAGCAGGGCAUCAAUAUGAGCUGGUCACCUUCCUUGCCAACCCAGACAUGUGGGGCCUGGGAAAUGAAAGAACGACUUGGGACAGGGGGAUUUGGAAACGUCAUCCGAUGGCACAAUCAGGAAACAGGUGAGCAGAUCGCGAUCAAGCAGUGCCGGCAGGAGCUCAGCCCACGGAACAGAGACCGCUGGUGCCUGGAAAUCCAGAUCAUGAGAAGACUGAAUCACCCCAAUGUGGUGGCUGCCCGUGAUGUCCCUGAGGGGAUGCAGAACUUGGCACCCAAUGACUUGCCCCUGCUGGCCAUGGAAUACUGCCAAGGAGGAGAUCUCCGAAAGUACCUGAACCAAUUCGAGAACUGCUGUGGCCUGCGAGAAGGAGCCAUCCUCACCCUGCUGAGUGACAUUGCUUCUGCGCUUAGAUACCUUCAUGAAAACAGAAUCAUCCAUCGGGAUCUAAAACCAGAAAACAUCGUUCUUCAGCAAGGAGAGCAAAGAUUAAUACACAAAAUUAUUGACCUAGGAUAUGCCAAGGAACUGGAUCAGGGCAGUCUUUGUACUUCCUUUGUGGGGACCCUGCAAUACCUGGCCCCGGAACUGCUAGAGCAGCAGAAGUACACGGUAACUGUGGACUACUGGAGCUUUGGCACCUUGGCCUUUGAGUGCAUCACAGGCUUCCGGCCUUUCCUCCCUAAUUGGCAGCCUGUACAGUGGCACUCAAAAGUCCGGCAGAAGAGUGAGAUGGAUAUUGUUGUUAGUGAAGACUUGAAUGGAGCAGUGAAGUUUUCAAGCUCGUUACCCUACCCCAAUAAUCUUAACAGUGUACUGGCAGAACGACUGGAGAAGUGGCUGCAGCUGAUGCUUAUGUGGCACGCCCGACAAAGAGGCACAGAUCCCCAGUAUGGUCCAAAUGGCUGCUUCAAGGCCUUGGAUGACAUCUUAAACUUAAAGCUGGUUCAUAUCUUGAACAUGGUCACUGGCACCAUUCACACCUAUCCUGUGACAGAGAAUGAGAGUCUACAGGACUUAAAGACUAGAAUCCAGCAAGAUACAGGAAUUCCAGAAAAGGACCAGGAGCUACUGCAAGAGGCAGGUCUGGCGUUGAUCCCCGACAAGCCUGCCAUUCAGUGUAUUUCAGAUGGCAAGCUAAAUGAGGGCCGCACACUGGACAUGGAUCUUGUUUUUCUCUUUGACAACAGUAAAAUUGCCUAUGAGACUCAGAUCUCCCCACGACCCCAACCUGAAAGUGUCAGCUGUAUCCUUCAAGAGCCCAAAAGGAAUCUCUCGUUCUUCCAGCUGAGGAAAGUGUGGGGCCAGGUCUGGCAUAGCAUCCAAACUCUGAAAGAGGAUUGUAACCGGCUACAGCAGGGACAGCGAGCUGCCAUGAUGAAUCUCCUCCGGAAUAACAGCUGCCUCUCCAAGAUGAAGAAUUCCAUGGCCUCUAUGUCUCAGCAGCUCAAGGCCAAGUUGGAUUUCUUUAAAACCAGUAUUCAGAUUGACCUGGAGAAGUAUAGUGAGCAAACCGAGUUUGGAAUCACAUCAGAUAAACUGCUACUGGCCUGGAGGGAAAUGGAACAGGCUGUGGAGCUGUGUGGGCGGGAGAAUGAAGUAAAACAUCUGGUGGAACGUAUGAUGGCACUGCAGACCGACAUCGUGGAUUUGCAGAGGAGCCCAAUGGGCCGGAAGCAGGGGGGCACACUGGAUGACCUAGAGGAAGAAGCAAGAGAGCUUUAUAGGAGACUAAGAGAAAAACCGAGAGAUCAACGAACAGAUGGUGACAGUCAGGAGAUGGUACGGUUACUACUUCAGGCAAUUCAAGGUUUUGAAAAGAAAGUGCGAAUGAUUUAUACACAGCUCAGCAAAACUGUGGUUUGUAAGCAGAAGGCAUUGGAAUUGUUGCCCAAGGUGGAAGAAGUGGUGAGUCUAAUGAAUGAGGAUGAGAAGACUGUCGUUCGGCUUCAGGAGAAGCGGCAGAAGGAGCUCUGGAACCUCUUGAAGAUCGCGUGUAGCAAGGUCCGUGGUCCUGUCAGUGGAAGCCCAGAUAGCAUGAAUGCUUCUCGACUUAGUCACCCCGGUCAGCUGAUGUCUCAACCAUCCACUGCCCCUGACAGCUUACCUGAGUCAGCCAAGAAAAGUGAAGAACUGGUGGCUGAAGCACAUACUCUCUGCACCCAGCUAGAAAAUGCUAUGCAAGACACCAUGAAGGAGCAGGACCAGAGUUUGAUGGCUCUGGACUGGAGCUGGUUACAGACAGAGGACGAAGAACAGAGUGCUUUGGAGCAAGCCUCAUGACUGGGGGCCUAGACCACCUGACCUGCCACUUUCCUACAGAGGCUCCUGUGGUAUUGACGUCCCAGUGCUCUCCAGCAUCUAGAUGGAGAUCUUACUUCCCUAGCAUCUGUGUUUUUCAGCCCGGACCAAAGUUGUGGCCCUCAGCAAACCAUGCCAGUACCUUGUCUGUACACUGGAAGUCCUCCAUUAUAGAAGCCCAGUAAAUGUUGAUACCAGUUGUAAGUUUUCAGGGAAACAGAGCCUCAGCAGCUGCUUCCUCUGCUAUGAAAAGAGUGCUCAGAGUAUGGUUUGCCACACAGACCACUGGACAGAUGUCUAACUUGAAUCUUUUAGAAAUGGUACUUGGUGCCAGCCUGCCCUCUUCUGACUUCUCCUGAGCUCCAGGGAGGCCUUAAUCCACUGUCCCUUUUUAUGUUACAGCUAAGACUUCGUCUGGAUUCAGCUUCUCUUAAACAGACUUUUAAAUCAUAGGUUUGGCCAGAACCCAUCUCUGUUCCUUUUUAUUUCAUUGCUGCUAAAAAAGUGUUUUUAUCCACUGCAUCGUGGUCAUCCCCCACUUGGUUGUAGUAAUGCCAAGCCCCCCAUUGUCUGCAGUCCUUUCAGCUACAGAGUGACUUCCUAGGGACAGGAUGAAGAGCUACUACCUUCUUUUGAGUUCCAAAGAUGACCUGGGAGUAAGUUAUCCUGGAGAAGAGGGAAAGAAGAAAAGGGCAUCUGUCAAUGACUAGCCUACUGACCUUUUUAACCUUGUAAAAAAUGUCUCUAUGUGGUGGUGGGGUAGGGGUGUUCCAGCCUCUCAUAUCAUCUAGCAGUAUUAUUAAAUUUGUUUAUUUUAUAAAUAGUUUCUUUAUUUUGAAACGUGACUGAAAUACUUAGACUGGAUUCUGCAGUCCAUUUCUAUAAUACCUAUGGUUAGAAUUUCUGAACUCAACAUCCAGCAUAAUGGAAAAUUUUAUAAAAUUGAAUAUUAUCUGGAUCAUAAACAAUGUUGUAGCUCUGCUUCAGCAUUUCAUAAAAUGAUUUUAUAUGUAAAAGCAAGAAAAAUGAAUUUAGAUGAUCAUAUACAGGUAUGUUUUGUUGGUUAAAAAAAAAGACUUGAAGUAGAGGAAUUUCAUGAAGUAAUUUCCAUGGAGAUAGUGUGAGGCAAGUGUCUGGUCAAAUAAGUUUAGGAAAUUCUUCAUGCUUAAACUAUUUGUUGGAGAUUUGCUCUGUAUACUGGUAAAGUCUCAGAAAAGUCUUAUAAUAAAGGAACUUGCUUAACUUUAGGUAAA
Molecule: messenger RNA, 3718 nt
Organism: Ictidomys tridecemlineatus (thirteen-lined ground squirrel)
Lineage: Eukaryota; Metazoa; Chordata; Mammalia; Rodentia; Sciuridae
Gene: Ikbkb
Product: inhibitor of nuclear factor kappa B kinase subunit beta
Biological process (GO): positive regulation of transcription by RNA polymerase II; peptidyl-serine phosphorylation; tumor necrosis factor-mediated signaling pathway
Cellular component (GO): IkappaB kinase complex; cytoplasm
Molecular function (GO): ATP binding; IkappaB kinase activity; protein binding
Source: RefSeq, a predicted model, not a curated record